CACACGCUCUCACACACACUCUCACACACUCCCUCACACACCCUCAGUUUGAUCUAUCAGGAGGAAGUUUUUUGUGUUUGAACAGUCAUGGACAGUGAGUGUAAGGUUCAGAUGGACUCAGACUCAGACAGCAGGAAACACAGAGCGAGCUGCUCCGUCACCUCGGCUCUGCUCGCCUUCACGCUCUGCCUCGCUGUUGCUGCUGCUGCCCUCCUCCUGUUCUCCACACACCAACAGAAACCAGGACGAGAUGAGGACAGUUUUGACCUUCGUCACACGCUGAGGCAGAUUUCAAACGUGAGAGCAGCCAUUCAUUUAGAAGGACACCACAACCCUAAAAGGAAGACCUCAGUGGAGUGGAGUACUAAUGUGGACCAGUCACACUCUCAGGGAGAUUUUCAACUUGACAAAAACGAGAUUGUGAUUCCUCACAGCGGGCUCUACUUCGUGUACAGUCAGGCGUCUUUCAGGGUCAGCUGCAGUAUCUCAGAUGAUGAAGACCCCUCUCAGAGGCCUCUGGUCCACCUGAGCCACACCGUGAGGCGCUGGAGCAGCUCCUACAGCAAUGACGACAACAAGAAGACUUACGAGACCAUCCUGCACUCGGUCCGCACUGCCUGCCAGAAGACCAACAGCAGCGACCCAGAUCAGGAAGGCAGCUGGUUCUCAGCGGUCUACAUGGGUGCAGUGUUUAACCUGAACCAGGGGGACAGACUGAAGACGGUGAUGGAGGAGAGGAUGCUGCAAGACCUUGAGGACAGCCCAGGGAAAACCUUCUUCGGAGUGUUUGCUCUGUGAGGAGGAUAGGAUAGGAUGGAUGUGAAUUGACCUGGGUCAGGACUGGGUCAAGACUGAUCCACUGUGAGACCUGAUGAAUGUUAAAGAAGUUUAUUCUGCACUAGAAUCUUAAACCUGACUUUAUUACAGAGUCAUUAACAGUUAGCCUGCAGCGCAGAGCUCCAUGUCUCCAUGAAGACCUCUAUGGGUCCGUAUGUUACAGUACUGUGUACUGUGUACUGUGUACUGUGUACUGUCUACUGUCUACUGUCUACUGUGUGCCAUGUACUGUGUUCUACUACUGCCAGUGCCUUCUGCUGUACUGUAUGAAUGUAUUAAUGUACUUGGCCUGAAGCCUGUUUACUGUGAGCCACAAGAUUUAUC
This is a messenger RNA of Notolabrus celidotus (New Zealand spotty), 1161 nucleotides long. It is a transcript of the gene tnfa, whose product is annotated as tumor necrosis factor a (TNF superfamily, member 2). Gene Ontology annotation, molecular function: tumor necrosis factor receptor binding. Bases 88 to 798 code for a protein of 236 amino acids. The transcript has 4 exons. The record is from RefSeq and is a predicted model, not a curated record. Gene Ontology annotation, biological process: immune response. Gene Ontology annotation, cellular component: membrane. Lineage: Eukaryota; Metazoa; Chordata; Actinopteri; Labriformes; Labridae.